UUUUUAAGCAAAUUACCAACACUGACUUUAGAUGGUGUCUGGCACUUCAGUGAACAACACAGAGGCUGAAGCGGGGCUUUUUCCUCUGUUCUGUAACACACAUAGCUGCUAGUACUAACUCCUUUUUCGGUUAAACAUACUUUUCCCGUGCCAGUUUUAGAAAUGCACCGGUAUCUAGGAGAGCUCCUUACCCGAGCGGGAUCCAGCGCUCUGGCCUCGGGACUCGGCGACGCCACUUUGCCGGCCUCGGCGUCUCUCAUGCGGCUGCGGCGCUACAGCCAGGCCGUGGGCAAAGAGGACGACGACCCCAACUUCUUCCGCAUGGUGGAGGGCUUCUUCGACCGCGGCGCUGCUAUCGUCGAGGACAAACUCGUGGAAGACUUGAAGACCAGAGAGACGCCCGAGCAGAAGAGGCACCGAGUCCGCGGAAUCCUUAAGAUCAUCAAGCCUUGCAACCACGUCCUGGCCGUGAAUUUCCCCCUGAAGCGAGACAACGGCGAGUGGGAGAUGAUUGAGGGCUACCGAGCCCAGCACAGUCAGCACAGGACCCCCUGCAAGGGAGGUAUCCGUUACAGCACAGAAGUGUCUGUUGACGAAGUGAAAGCUUUGGCUUCCUUGAUGACAUACAAAUGUGCUGUUGUUGAUGUACCUUUUGGAGGAGCGAAAGCUGGGCUGAAGAUCAACACCAAGAAUUAUUCUGACAAUGAGCUGGAGAAAAUAACAAGACGGUUCACCAUUGAGCUGGCUAAGAAGGGGUUUAUUGGGCCCGGCAUUGAUGUCCCUGCUCCCGACAUGAGCACUGGCGAGAGGGAAAUGUCUUGGAUUGCUGACACGUACGCCAACACCAUGGGUCACCAUGACAUCAAUGCCCAUGCGUGCGUGACGGGGAAGCCCAUUAGCCAGGGCGGCAUCCAUGGGCGAAUUUCAGCCACCGGGCGAGGAGUUUUCCAUGGCAUCGAGAACUUUGUCAAUGAAUCUUCCUACAUGAGUCAGCUAGGGUUGACUCCUGGUGUUGGAGACAAGACCUUCAUUAUUCAGGGUUUUGGUAAUGUGGGCCUGCACUCCAUGCGUUACCUACACCGCUACGGGGCAAAGUGUAUUGGAGUAGCAGAGUGGGAUGGAAGCAUCUGGAACCCUAAUGGCAUUGACCCCAAGGAGUUGGAAGACUAUAAGCUGGCAAAUGGUACAAUUGUCGGCUUUCCCAAGGCAACACCCUAUGAAGGCAACAUCUUGGAGGCCGAAUGUGACAUUUUGAUUCCUGCUGCUAGUGAGAAGCAACUUACAAAGACGAAUGCCACCAAGAUCAAGGCUAAGAUCGUUGCUGAGGGAGCCAACGGCCCAACCACCCCUGAAGCUGAUAGGAUAUUCCUUGAAAGGAAUAUUAUGGUGAUUCCUGACAUGUACCUGAAUGCUGGUGGUGUGACUGUCUCCUACUUUGAGUGGCUGAAGAACCUGAACCAUGUCAGCUAUGGCAGACUGACCUUCAAAUAUGAGAGAGACUCAAACUACCAUCUCCUCAUGUCAGUGCAGGAGAGUCUGGAGAGGAAGUUUGGAAAGCAUGGUGGCGCCAUUCCCGUGGUCCCAACCUCUGAAUUUCAAGAAAGGAUUUCUGGAGCGUCUGAGAAGGACAUUGUGCACUCCGGACUGGCCUACACCAUGGAGCGCUCUGCCAGGCAAAUUAUGCGCACGGCCAAUAAGUACAACCUGGGGCUUGAUCUGCGCACAGCGGCCUACGUAAACGCCAUCGAGAAAGUCUUUAAAGUGUACAACGAGGCUGGCCUCACAUUCACAUAGACACCUGAUAGGAUCUGUCUGCAUGUCUGUCCGUCCAUCUAUACAGACACACUAUAUCUUCACUGCCUCCUCCACAGCCAAUAUUUAAUAUAUCCAGUUUACAUUUAACAUAUUCAUGUAUACUGUUUGUAUGUAUAUGGCAUAUGUACCUUAUGGCUUUAAGUUUUCUUCCCUUGCAGCUUUUAUCCACUCCAUAACACCAAAGCUCUGUCAGCAUGCUGUCAUGUCCAGCUAAUCUACACUUGAAUAUCUUGCUAGAAAAUGCCAAAACAGAUGGUAUUUAUACUGUAUAAUGUAUUUAUACUGUAUAAUAAUAAUCUCUGCUGUGUUCUGUUCAGGGAAGUUUAAAUUCCAGCUAUUCAACACACAAUAUGCAAAGACCCAUCCAGCCUUAAUAUCACACAGCAGUCUGUAAAACACAAGUGAUCUUGUUUUUUUUUUUUUUAUUAUUAUUACUAUUAUUUUAAAGGACGUUCUUUCACUUUAAACCAGCUGAAGGCAUGCAAAGGUUAAUAACGAAGGCAAUGCACAGCAAAUUAUCUCAGGCUUAUAUAUGUUACAAAAUUGCACAGAUGUGUAUUUAUCUGUUCUUGCACUUGGCUUAUCCUUUUCUUAUUAAAAAUAUAUAUCAUGGUGCUCUUUUGCCUAAUAUGCCACUGUUUAUCACCAAAUGCUUCCAUGGUGAAAGGUAGGAAGCAUGUCUUAAUGGUUAACAUGUAGAAUGUAUGCAUAUGGACCGGUUCGUGUUUGGGAACAAAUGACUUAUUUUCUUAAUCAUGUGAGCAUUGAAUAGGAAGUGAAUCUGUUUGGGAGGAGAGUUUAUAUGGCUUUGUUUAGGAUAAAAUGUAAUAAAAUGUAUACACCA
Ictalurus punctatus (channel catfish) is the source of this 2659-nucleotide messenger RNA. It is a transcript of the gene glud1a, whose product is annotated as glutamate dehydrogenase 1a. Lineage: Eukaryota; Metazoa; Chordata; Actinopteri; Siluriformes; Ictaluridae. The coding region runs from base 163 to 1794 and encodes 543 amino acids. The record is from RefSeq and is a predicted model, not a curated record. The transcript has 13 exons. Gene Ontology annotation, biological process: L-glutamate catabolic process. Gene Ontology annotation, molecular function: L-glutamate dehydrogenase (NAD+) activity. Gene Ontology annotation, cellular component: mitochondrion.